This is a messenger RNA of Pundamilia nyererei, 4532 nucleotides long. It is a transcript of the gene kremen1, whose product is annotated as kringle containing transmembrane protein 1. The transcript has 9 exons. The record is from RefSeq and is a predicted model, not a curated record. Lineage: Eukaryota; Metazoa; Chordata; Actinopteri; Cichliformes; Cichlidae. Bases 295 to 1767 code for a protein of 490 amino acids. Gene Ontology annotation, cellular component: plasma membrane. Gene Ontology annotation, biological process: multicellular organism development.
UGCAGGUUGAAUCCAUUGGCCCUAUUUCCUGUCACAUGGGUUGGAAAUAGGAUCCCUGUUUUCUACUAUCUGGUCUCGUCGUAGUGGUGUCAGUGUAGUAGUAGCUCUAGGACCUGCCUUGAAGUUCAGGGACUUUUUAACACCGGCCAAAGCGCGACUCCUGCACAGACACAGACAGACAAGCAGCAAGUCAGCCAGCCAGUCAGUCAGUCGGUCCAGCAGCCUGCCGCUCUGCGCACCCGUCCGUCAGGCUGCACUUCACCUGAGAGCGAAUUCAGACUCUUUAAUCACACGAUGGAUUCCUGGACCGUCACCUCUGCUCUGCUUCUCGCUGGCUUUAUUUCUUCCGCGGCUUUUAAUGAUUUCGACACCGAGUGUUACACUGCCAACGGAGAAGACUACAGGGGCUUCCAGAACCAGACCAGCCUGCAUGGGGGUAAACCUUGCCUUUUCUGGAAUGAGACCUUCCAGCACCCUUACAACACCCUCAAAUACCCGAAUGGAGAAGGAGGUCUGGGCAGCCAUAACUACUGCAGGAAUCCUGAUGGGGAUGUUCAGCCGUGGUGCUACAUUGCAGAUCAUGAGGACGGGAUCUACUGGAGAUACUGUGACAUCCCUACAUGCCAGAUGCCUGGAAACUUGGGGUGCUUCAGAGACAGUGGUGACCCCCCCACCCUGACUGGUGCCAGUGAGACCUCCAACAAACUCACUAUCCAAAACUGUAUCAGCUUCUGCAGGAAGCAAAGAUACAAGCUUGCUGGUAUGGAGUCAGGAUAUGCCUGUUUCUGUGGCAACGAUGUGGACCUACAGAAACGUGGCGAGUCACCUAGCAUGGAGUGUAACCAUGUUUGCUUCGGUGACCACACUCAGCCCUGCGGCGGAGACGGCUGGGUCAUCAUAUUCAGCACCCGAGUGGGGGCCUGUGGUGGGAACUACACUUCUCCAUCAGGAGUGAUCUACUCCCCUGACUUCCCUGACAAAUACGGGGCUGGGCGUGUUUGCUACUGGACUAUCCAGGUCCCUGGAUCCUCGGCCAUCCUCUUCAAUUUCACCUUCUUUGACAUCUCCGACCAGACCGACAUGGUGGAGCUAUUGGAUGGCUACACAAAUCAAGUGGUGGCCCGCUUCGACUGGCGAAGCCCUCCGCGGGAUCUGGUAAACAUCACGGGCGACUUUGUCAUACUGUACUUCUACUCUGACCGAACCAACCAGGCCAAGGGAUUUGCUCUUCUUUACCAAGCACUCCGAAGCCAGGACACUAGAACAAUAGAGUCUGAAGGAGCGCUUCAAAGCCAGGACACCAGAACAAUAGAGUCUGAACGAGAUGACGAGGAGGAAAACGAAGACGUGUCUAGCACAGCAGGGCCCCAGCUGGCUGGCGGAGUCACAGAGAAAUCUAACGGUACGACGAAUGGACGUUCGUCCCAGAUCCUCUACGUGAUCACGUCCAGCCCCGGUAAACCGGAGCACAACAUGCCAGGUCAGUGGGCUGGACGCGGCGAGACCACCGGCCACAGCGCUAUGUGGACCAUCUACGCUUUAGCAGCUCUCCUCAUACUGACUGUCAUCGCCAUGGUAGCAAAGCUGCUGCUGCACGUCACAGUCAAGUCUCCAAACAUCCCAACCGUCAGUGGUUCAGACACCUGCAGCCAGAGCACAGCGUCUUCUGAGCCUUGGAUCAUCCUGUACCGCCCCUCUACCAUCUCCCUGUUCAAGAAGAAGCUAAAGAACCACCACGGUGACCUCAGCCCCCUGGUGGGCAACUAGUGCUCCUGCUGCGUCCUGCCAUCUAACCAAACAGUACCGCCACCCGCCACUAUUCUGUUCAAGGGCCGUCAGAUGCCAGGCCCUCAGACAAUGAAACUCUUUGAGGCGCUAAGCAAACAAGCCAACAACUGAGUGGCUAAUGACAACUGACUGAGUGAAUGCUACUAAAUGGUCUGUGUGCCAAAGUGGCCACGCCCUCCUAACCUGCUCAGCACCGAAGAGGAGCGGGAGGGCAGGCAGGACUGUAAGACUCCACUCUUGGAGAGGAGAAUAAAAGAUUGGAUAGAGGAAAAUCUCAAAGAUGCUUUUAUCAUACAAGAAGCUGUUUCCAUCACCCAUGGAUGACCCUACCAAUCAAGAUACCUCCAAAAACCCCUCUGGACAGCAAGCUCACUAGUGAAAAUAUGACAAAGCUGGAGUGCAAAAACAAAUCAGCUCAGUUCAGUUUCAGUGGCAGCCGAAUCUUCAUCAGCAUCAACGAGAGGAUGAAGAAACUGAGUCUUUAAUACAUAUACACAUAUGACACAUGCUGUAAAACUUCAGUUUUUUUUAAUAACUUAACUGCCUCAUGCGGAUGAACAUUUUCAGCCAAAAUCCAGAAUCCUCCCAUCCAAAGAGUUGUUUAUUCAUUUGUGUUCUUAAUUCUGUAUUCAAACUGCUAAUAUUUUUUUGUUGUUUUUUUUAAAUAUAUGUUUUACGUGACACCUGGCUUGCUGAGGAAAGGGAAACAGGACGCGGAAAUGUCACACGGAAGGUAGAUAUGACAGCACUUUGGGGACGAAUCAGUCACCGCAAAAUGAAAAGAUCAGCGAGAAAGGGAGCUUGUUCGCCCACUCGUUCACUCAGCGCCCAUGGAUUUGUGUGGCGAGGAGAAGUAGCUAGCUGGCUGGGGGGGUGGGGGUUGGUGCAGUUUGCUCACAAACUGCCAUUUAGGGAGGCUCGGGAAGAUCUGAGGGCUUUUUCUGCUCGGUUGUGGGUGGGAGUCUUUCCGGUUUGAUGCUGUUCAAGUGCCUUAAGGAUCUCCUCUUCCCUUGACUCAGUUCCGCACAUCUGUUUCUUUCACAAAGUGGACUGGUGUCCCUCACAAAAGUCUGCACUUCUUUAACAAAUCCAUGUAGAUAUGAAGAGUUUCAUUCCAGAAUAGGGUUUCCGCCACUUAAAUGUCAAAAAUGCCUCCCGGUCUUGUGCAGUGAUUGAAAGCAUUAAUCUCAGACGGGAUCUUUUACAUUGUUUUUUUAACACGACUUUGUUGAUGUCGAUUUAUUUUCUUUGACACACUUAGCCUUUUGGGAUAGAACUCUUCAUAUAAUGACAGACGAGGCUUUAAAAGGCUUUUUUUUGUUUCUUAUUUGUGUAUCUUAUGUGUAGUCUUGGACGUUUACUGAACAUAUUGUUCACAUUAUGUUGUCUUUUGAUUACAGGGGGAUGAAUAUUGUUGUAUAUUAUGUAAUUCAGUGUGGGAAUGAUGAUAUUUAUGACUGCUCUUUCAUUUUGUGUCUCGGCAAAGCAUUUAAGCAACUUGUCAAAGUGCUUUUGUGUUACUUUAGCUCAAAGGCGGAGUGCUUUUUAAAAAUAAAAAAAGUCUAAUCUUCGAUACCAGUAAAUUGUCUAAAUUCUGCAGAACGCUGCAGACCUUCAAGCUUUUACUUGUCAUAUAGAUUUCAGGCCAAAAGGUUGAGUGCGAACAAUAUAGUCAGACAGAAAUAUAACCAAAAGCACCCCAAGGUACUAUCCACAAGCUGACAGAAGGUUUCCAGCUAUAAUGGUUUUCUGUGACAUUUUAACUACUUGUGAAAGGUCAGAAUCCACUAAUGCACCAACGGCAUAGUAAUUGGCCUUUCCUGAUGUGAGACUGGAUGUUCAAGGUUUCUGCAGAUGGCCGCUGAGUUAUUUUCUCACUGGCAAGAAAAAUAAAAAAGAUCCUAACUUUGAAGCACUUAAUUUUGGUUCAGCUUACAAGAUGAAACGGUACUUAAUCACUUACAGCUCUGUUUCAGUGAAAAGACAAAAAAAAGGAAAAAAAAAUACGCACUUGUACAGCAACCUGAGCACUUGAAAGAAAGGUUAUAUUUUAUGCAUGACACAGCAUUACAGUGACAUUCAAAUCAAAAGAUUUAUGGUUUUCGAGAACUGAGACAGAAUUUAAUACCCGUAAAAAGAUGAAUAACUUUUGUUUCCCAAUCAGAAGUUUUCUAAAAUGUUACUCUCUGCUAUGUUUUGCCUGUCCUCUCAACUGUAACUCAUGUUAAUUAUUGCAAGACAAGAGCACAUGCCCCUGGGUCUGUGAUGUUCAGAGCUGACCAAGCGUAGAAAGAAGGGGAGAAACGGAGAGCAAUGGGAAAUUAAUGCGCGUUCAAGUCAAACACAAGCUAACGAAAUCUGACAGUUAAAAUCUAACAAGGGCAUAUUUGUUUGGAUAGCCUGGUGAAUUAUGCAAACUUCCAUUUUCUGUCCGGUCCUCCAGUCAGUCGUAAAAUUCCACGCCGUCUUCUGAGCGGUGGAAACAGUCUUUUUCUUGUCUCCAAAACUGUUUUUGUUGAUAUGAAUGUCCUGUAGUGCUCGAUAACAUGAAAACAACACCAGAAGCCCUGAGUCAUCACAAGAGGCCAAAACAUUGUUUUCAUCAAAUUGUAAAUAGCAAAAUAGUGAAAAUUUUAAUUUAUACAGUAAAUUAUUGUUAUUUUGUAUGUGAAUGGGAUAUAAUCUAUCUUUUGUAUAAGUGAAGUAUCUUUGUAGUUUUAUUUAAUGUGUCCUGGUUGCAAAAU